CAUGAUUAUGUGUCUGUUUGUUAAGUGCAUUAGCCCCAGUUAUAAAUAAUUAAAUCUCCACAAAAUAAGAAUAAAAAACAAAAAGAAAAAACAUAUUGAGAAAAGAGAAAGGAUCAAAAGGUUAAGUAUUAGUUCUUGAAUAUUUCAUUAUGAACAUUCUUGCAGACAACUACAAAUUGAUAACACUACGAUCCGAUAAUAAGUGAUGAAUCAUGAGAACCAUAUGGGAAGGGAAGUUAAUUAACAUGGAUAAUUCAUUCAUCUGUUAUCAUACAUUAUUGUGAAAUUAAUAUUUUUUUGACUCCAACUUCUAUCCAUUUUUCACACAUUCCGUGUAGAAACAAAUCAGUACUUUGCCUGCCUUCAAUUAUAUACCGACUAGCUAGCAUUUUAACAUUUACCCAAAAUAUUGCUUCUGAUGAAUUGGUUGUUUAUUGAAUUAGCUAGACGAAAGACUUCUAGUGUAGGAAAUUUGUCUCUUAGCAACAAACAGAAAAUUGAGAAUUCGUAAACGAGAUGAUGAAUAUCAAUUCUGGCAAAUUAUUCUAGUAUAAAUGAAUGUGAGCAUGCUUUAGCCAAAUAUCACCACAAACCACAAACAUAAAACAAAGGGUCUGAAGAAUAUGGCUGCUAGAUUAGCUAAGUUAAUCCUAGUCUUCUACGUCCUUUUUGGGUUACAUUUGGUCAGCAAAUUCAAUGGAAGCGCUGCUGAUGAUCAUUUGGAUGAAGAAAGGCAGAUUUAUAUUGUUUACAUGGGAUCCCUUCCCGAAAACAAGGAAUAUUCGCCUUCAUCACACCAUCUCAGCAUACUUGAAGAAGUUAUAAACAGCCGGUAUAUUAUGUAUUAUUAACCCACGAUUGCAUAAGUGUCAAUCUAGCUCAUAGUUAUUUUUUUUUUUCUUUCUGUUCCAUUGUCAUUUUUAUGGCAUUUUGUUUGAUGGAAGGUUUGCGGAGGAAUCCUUAAUAAGAAGCUACAAAAGGAGUUUCAACGGAUUUGCUGCAUAUCUCACAGAGGAAGAGAGUGGGAAAAUGGCUGAGCGGGGUGAUGUGGUUGGGGUGUUUCCAAGUCAAGAGCGGAAACUUCAUACCACAGCUUCUUGGGACUUCAUGAAGUUUGAAGGGGAGGUGGACUGGAAUCCCGACAUCGAAAGUAAAACCAUUAUUGGAGUCAUUGACACCGGAAUCUGGCCGGAGUCGAAGAGUUUCGAUGACAAUGGUUUUGGUCCUGUGCCCAAAUCCUGGAAAGGAGCUUGCGAAGGCGGCUAUAAUUUCAGUUGCACCAAGAAAAUUAUUGGAGCGCGCUAUUACCUUAGCGACGAAGGAGAAGAAGGUUCUGCGAGAGACUACAAUGGCCAUGGAACCCAUACUGCCUCUACAGCAGCUGGAAAUCAGGUCGUAGACGCGAGCUUUUAUGGAAUUGGAAAAGGUAUAGCCAGAGGAGCGGUUCCAUUAGCUAGACUAGCUGUCUACAAAGUUUGUGGAUCAAUUUGUAGGGAUGAUGGAAUCCUGCCGGCGUUUGAUGACGCCAUUGCUGACAGUGUAAACAUCAUCACGAUAUCGAUCGGAGCGGAUUUUCCAAUUGACAUAACAAAGGAUACUAUAGCCAUUGGGUCAUUUCACGCGAUCGAACAAGGCAUUCUCACAGUCCAUUCGGCCGGUAACACCGGGGGUGUUCCAGGAGCAGUUUCGAGUGUUGCGCCGUGGUUGUUCACGGUUGCUGCGAGCACCAUGACUCGCAAAUUUGUCGCGCCAGUUGUCCUUGGAAACGGAAAGACAUUGAAUGGCAAUGGAGUCAACGCUUUUACGUUGAAGAAUGGGACGACUCAACUUCCACUUGUGUAUGGACAGCAAGCUUCGACAAGAUGUUCAGCCUUCGAAGCAGAGAGGUGUUUUAGUUGGUGCCUCGACAGAGAUCUUGUGGAGGGAAAGAUUGUCGUUUGUAACAACAAUAUCAGCCUAUUCACUGUUCUCGAAGUUAAUAGAACCGGCGGCGUUGGUGCAAUAAUAGUCGAUGAUGAGCCUCAAGUUGCUUCCGUUACCAAUUUUCCAUACUCACGUCUUAGUCUUCGGGAGUUCCAAGAGGUUGUUGACUAUAUCAAGUCCACUAAAACACCCACAGGGAACUUGUUAAAAACUAAAGCUAUAGAAGAUGGUAGUGCCCCAAAUGUUGCUUUUUUCUCCUCCAGAGGGCCCAAUAAACAUUUCCCAGACAUUCUCAAGCCAGAUAUUACUGCUCCCGGAGUUGAAAUCCUGGCAGCUUUUUCGCCGGCUGGAAACCCUUCCGACACUCGGGCUGAUGACAGGUCCGUGGACUACUCUAUAUUAGAUGGAACAUCAAUUUCAUGUCCUCAUGUCACUGGCGCAGCUGCUUACGUGAAAUCAAUAAACCCCAACUUGUCUCCAUCCGCGAUCAAAUCCGCUUUAAUGACUACAGCUUUUGCGAUGGACAAAACCGACUCGUACUAUGGGGAUUCCGAAUUCGGAUACGGAGCAGGACAUCUAAAUCCUAGGAAAGCUCCAUAUCCAGGACUUGUGUACGAGAUAUUACCUACAGACUACGUCAAGUGGAUUUGUGGCAAGAAUUUCUCUACGGAAUUGAACAUCAGCUGCGCCGGAGUGGUUCCGAUCCAAGACGAAGACCUUAAUUAUCCCACAAUGAGUGCCAAAGUUGUGAAAGGCCAGCGUUGUAAAGUCACAUUCCGGAGAACUGUUAUGAAUGUCGGUCAAGCCAACUCAAGUUACAAGGUCAUAAUCCCACUAUUCUCUCCGCUGGAUACUACUGUGGUUCCGUACAUUUUAUCUUUCAAAGCGCGCUAUGAGAAAAAGUCAUUCAUGGUGAUUGUUGAAGGUACCGAGUUUGAAGGGUUCACUUCUUCUUCAAUUGAGUGGUUUGAUGGCAACCAUCAUGUGAGAAGUCCAAUUGUUAUAUUCACAGAUUAAUCCAUUGGUACCAUUUCAGGGUUCAAGAGUUAUGUGUUUCAAAUAAUGAAUUAUAAUUUGCUUGAUCAAUAAAGUUGUAUACUUACGAGGUUCCUUAUUUACAAGAAUUACAAUUGAAGGGUGCAUUUAAUUAGUGUGGAAGAUGUCUUUCUUCUUUUUCUCCUUCUCUUGCUUCAAAAUCAAUUUCUUUGUAUAAAGGAGCUAGCUGUUGUGUUUAAUUAUCGAUAAUGGAGAAGGGAAAUUUUCACUCUGUUCUUCUGCUGCUAAUCUAUUAAUUAACUAUAGCUUGCGGCUUCACAUGGAC
Messenger RNA from Oldenlandia corymbosa var. corymbosa, 3244 nucleotides. NCBI's taxonomy places the organism in Eukaryota, Viridiplantae, Streptophyta, Magnoliopsida, Gentianales, Rubiaceae. The record is from the annotation of a GenBank genome assembly.